AUAUUAUUAUAUGACCGAGCUUGGGUUCAAUUAGUCGAAAGAACAACAUCGCGAUAUCAACAUCGGGGCAUUCAAAAUUAAGAUAUUUUAAUGCCGAAUACUGCGACGCUAUAAAACAAAGCGUGCUAUGACAAUUUUUUGUUUUAAAAUAAAACAUCAGUAACAAUUCAUAUUUUUACAGCUACUUAUAAGUUUAGUUAGUUUGUUUUAUUAAGAUAAACCAAAAAAACUGUGAUACAAUGUGGAUAAUUCAAAUAGUUUCUGUUUGUGUUUUUUGUUACUUGACUGAUGCUAGAACAGUAAUAAAAGAAAAUGGUAGAAAUAUUGUUAGAGACGAUACUGAAAAGACGCCUUUUACAUUAGAUGAGUUUUUGAAUAGUACUUACGGUGUUUCUUCCUGGAAUGGAUCAUGGCUAUCAGACACAUCGUUUUUGUACAAGGACUCUGGAGAUUUCUACGAAUUCAACAUUGUUACCAAAACGUCAGAAUUGUUUUUAAAUGGAUCGUUUCUCGAUGAAUAUGAUGGUGCUUCUGUAUCGUUUUCUCCUGAUCAAACCUAUGUGUUGAUUAAAUAUAAUUCCUCAUCUGUUUUUAGGCAUUCCACUACAGUAGUGUGUGCAGUAUAUGACAGAACAACAGGACAAUACUAUGACGUAAAUAACAAAAAUGCCGUCCAGUUGGCACAGUUCGAUACCCAAGGCCACGGGGUGGUUUACGUUUAUGAAAAUAAUAUUUAUUAUUUGGAAAGUAUCCUUGGAGAUGCAGCUCCCAUACAGGUUACAUGGGACGGAGUAGCUGGAAUUAUCUAUAAUGGAGUACCAGAUUGGGUAUACGAGGAGGAAGUACUGGGUUCUGGUACAGCGUUAUGGUUCUCCCCCGAUGGCAAACAUCUAGCCUACGCCAAAUUCAAUGAUACCAAUGUAAAGGAUUUCUUCUAUUUCUUGUAUGGUACGCCUGGAUCAUUGACAGAUCAGUACCCAACUGUAGCUGAAAUCAAAUAUCCAAAGGUGGGCGAAACCAACCCUGUAGUCAACGUUUAUGUUUAUAAUAUUGAAUCCAACACCACCCAACAGUUCAUCUUCCCAGAUACCAUCAAAAAUACCGAAGAAAACAAUGAUUAUGUUUUGUAUGGAUUGUCUUGGGUCUCGAAUACGGAAGCGGUACUCGUAUCCACCAAUCGGAUCCAAAAUGAAUCGGUCGUACUUAGAUGUGGCUUAGAAGGAUCAUGUAACCAGGAAACUUCAUACUCACAAUCUGGAGGCUGGCUGAGUCCAAGAGUACCAACUUACAACUCUGAUGGGACCAAAAGGAUUGAAAUUCUACCACAAUCUGUAGAUGACGAUUAUUUUGAUCACCUAGUUCUAUCAGAAGCAGCUACAAACAGUCAAAAACGUCUGACAUAUGGAAACAGGGUGGUCACCACACUGUAUGGAUGGGAUCAAACAAAUAACUUGAUCUACUAUGGUGGUUCAGUGAAUGGUACACCUUCUCAAAACCAAGUUUAUGUUGUCAACACUGAAACAGGUGAAGAUAAAUGCUUGACUUGUUCCUUUGAAGUUGACGGAGAAAAAUGCAAGUAUGCUUCAGCAUCCUUCAGCAAGUCAUUCAGCUAUUUUACUAAAAGCUGUUCUGGGCCCAACCCUACAUACGUGGUGGUACAAAAUUUGAACGAUGAAAACGAUUACUUGGUUUGGAUAGAUAACGCAGAAGUUAGAGAGAAAUUACAAAGCAAACUUCAGUAUGUCCAGGAAGACUUGACAGUGCCAAUUAAUGACGAGUUUAGUGCCAGAGUUAGGCUGAUUUUACCACCAGAUUUGGACAAGACACAAAAAUAUCCUGCCAUUGUCUAUGUAUAUGCUGGACCAAAUUCUAAUCAAAUAAACGAUAUGUUCGGCGUGAGGCUUCAAAAUUAUUUCGUAACCAACAGAAAAUAUAUCUAUAUCUUGAUUGACAGUCGAGGUAGUGGUAGAGAUGGCCAGAAAAAAAUGUUCCAAAUUUACAGGAAACUUGGAACCAUCGAGAUCGAAGACCAAAUAACUGUUACCAAAUAUCUUCAGGACACUUACUCAUACAUCGACAAAGACAACACCGGAAUUUGGGGUUGGAGUUAUGGAGGAUUCGCCUCGACAUGGGCCUUAGUAAAAGACGUCGAUCACGUGUUCAAAUUUGCUCUAUCUGUGGCACCUGUCACAAGCUUUAUAUACUAUGACACAAUAUACACGGAAAGAUAUAUGGGCUUGCCUACGGAAGAUGACAAUUUACUGGGCUAUAACAACACUGAUAUCACAAGAAACGUCGAAGCCUUAAGAGAUAGGUUAUAUUUCGUUAUACACGGAAAUGCUGAUGAUAAUGUGCAUUAUCAGCAAACUAUGCUGUUGGUGAAGGCUUUGGAAGCAGCAGAUAUCAUAUUCAGGCAACAGAGUUAUCCAGAUGAAAAUCACAGUCUUUCUGGCGUUUCACGGCAUUUGUAUCACACAAUUGAUGCUUUCUUUGCUAAAUCGUUUGGACUUGAGAAUACAACAACACAAACUAGUAAAAAACUUCAUCGAAAAUACUUGUAAAAUAGGUAUAGAAAUAACUUAUUUAAAAAAAUUUCGGCAGUGAAUAAAAAUAAAAUUAAAAUAAAUUGUUAAAUACUUUGAAACAUUUUUUGAAUCAAGUUAUACAGUAUUGUACAUUGUUUUUUUUUGUUAUAAGUAAAAUAUUAAAAAAAUAGCAAA
Molecule: messenger RNA, 2720 nt
Organism: Sitophilus oryzae (rice weevil)
Lineage: Eukaryota; Metazoa; Arthropoda; Insecta; Coleoptera; Curculionidae
Product: venom dipeptidyl peptidase 4
Exons: 14
Coding region: 240-2561 (773 amino acids)
Biological process (GO): proteolysis
Molecular function (GO): dipeptidyl-peptidase activity; serine-type peptidase activity
Source: RefSeq, a predicted model, not a curated record